Parathielavia appendiculata is the source of this 1347-nucleotide messenger RNA. RefSeq lists its product as uncharacterized. The transcript has 5 exons. The record is from RefSeq and is a predicted model, not a curated record. Bases 1 to 1347 code for a protein of 448 amino acids. NCBI's taxonomy places the organism in Eukaryota, Fungi, Ascomycota, Sordariomycetes, Sordariales, Chaetomiaceae.
AUGCAUGAGCAACCGCGGCUGAUCAAGCAUCUCUCAGAGGACCAUGCUGAGAGCAUAUGCGAUCUCGAGACCCUCCAUCAGGCCAACGCGGCACAGGAACGCCAGGUCGAUGUGGGAUCCAAGUCCAGCACCGCCCAGCAGGUCCCCGGUAUGAGAUAUUCGGAGUGCUUCGGCAGCCGCUACUGCGAUAACGGCGUCGUCUACCGCGAUAUUCCCACAGUUGGACAAAUUGCGAUCCGCGGAAUGCCCAGCAUGGUGCAGACCAACAACACGGCCAAGUCGUACGGGAUCCGAUCCGGAAACCUGGGAUUGAACAUUGAUCGUAAGGGCAUGUGGACUCAGCCCACCAGGCUGCCGACCUGGUUCGAGACUACUAUCCCGCUCUUGGAUGGUGACUUUGCGGUUCUGUCCGACCAGUUCCAGUUCUGCUUCAUCGGCGCGUCCAAAUACAUCGGCGAGAUCGUCUACGGGGCCGUGACGACGACAGGCGGCAUGUGGACCAUCCAGGUGCAGGGCGCGGGAGCGGGCUAUGACGACGCCAAGUUCCACGAGAAGAAGUCCCAGGUGGCCGUCGAUAGGGGCAGCGGCGGCGGGACUAUCUCGCGCGCCGUCGCCGUCCUGUACUGGCGCGGCGUGCCCGGCUCCAAGUGGGACGGCGGCUGGAACACCUUCCUCUACCCGUGCGGCAGGGUCCUACCCGACUUUGUCAUCAUGCUCGCCGAUGGCCGCAAGUACCUUGCUCCGUACGACAAAGAACAACCCCUUCUUGAUGGCGCCAUCCUGUCCGGCGUUGCCCAACCGCGGUCGUUCCUGGUGCCCAUGACGGCUAGCGCGGACAAGAGGACGCUCUCGUACGACGAGUCCAGCAGCGAGUGGUCGGGCAGGGGGACUAGGAAGUCCAGGCAGAGCCUGUCGGCCUGCAGGAGCCGGCGCUUUGAUGCCGCCGCGGCCGCCGCCGAGCGGGCCAGCGCGGCUCGGAAGGCCACCAGCGCGUCCCGCUGGCGCAGCGCUACAACCCUCUUCCAGACGUUGAAAUAUCUCUCGGUCGUACGAGGCUCGAGCCGACUGUUGAACGGCCUCGACGGCUUUGUAUUGAUUGCCUUCCGGCCAACCUCGAACAGGACAACAGAUCCGACCUCCUCGUACAUGCACACGCUCUGCGCAUCCCGGACGGCGCGACCGACGGUCUCCCACGCGCGCUGGACAGCUGCAUCUUUCUCGGGGGCCUCAUCGUCAAGCCGCCAGCCCUGGAACAAGAAGGCUCACCGCGCCGCGGAGGAGCGCUACAUCCAGGCCCGCCAGGCGCUCGGCCCCACCGACCCGGCGCAGCCACGUGUUGGGCUCUAG